Messenger RNA from Entamoeba invadens IP1, 774 nucleotides. RefSeq lists its product as hypothetical. Lineage: Eukaryota; Evosea; Mastigamoebida; Endamoebidae. The transcript has a single exon. The record is from RefSeq and is a predicted model, not a curated record. Gene Ontology annotation, molecular function: RNA binding; zinc ion binding. Bases 1 to 774 code for a protein of 257 amino acids.
AUGUCAAUAAUUUCAGUGGACGUUACUAACAUCGACAACUCCGUCACACAAGAAACGUUUGAAAAAUUGUUCCAGCACUACCACCCGACGGUAGUCAAACUCCACCACCCCCAUCAAAAGUUCUUUGUUCGUGUUUCUUCGCCAUCUGAAGCGACUCGCAUCAUUACAGAGGUCAACGGGAAGGAGAUGGGCGGAGUUAAAAUUAGUGUAACUCUCUCGAAGAAAGCGCCGAAUAUCAUCAGAGUGUCCGGCUUUGCGCACGACAAGAAGGUUUCAGACGUCAAGAGGCUUCUGAAGAAUUACAACUUCAAAACAGUCAAAUUGUGUAAGACAAAGAACUCGACGAUGGCGAAGGCCGAAAUCAUCGUGAAGAAGCGUGAAAUUGCGCUCAAAAUAGUCGAAGAGAUGGACAAGAAGAAAAUUGGGGAGAGCGAAAUAACAGUGAAACUCGACGACAAGAAAGAAAAGCAGAAAAUUGCAAAGAAAGAAAAGAAAGAAAAAUACCAAAAGAAGUUCAUCAGAAAAGAAAAAGGCGAAAAGAAGGACAAAAAAGACGCAACUCAAACAAUGAAGAGCCAAACCACACAAAAGUGUUUCAUAUGCGGAAGAGGCGGUCACAUCGCUUCAAAAUGUCCUGAGAAAAAACACGGAGGAGACAAAAAAGUCGAGAACAAAGGAAACAACGAGAAGAAGAAGUUCGGAGUGAAGAAGAAUGAGAAACAAAGUGUUAAAAGAACACUCACAACAAAGAAAUUUGGCGCGAAAAAACAGUGA